Cetraspora pellucida is the source of this 309-nucleotide messenger RNA. NCBI's taxonomy places the organism in Eukaryota, Fungi, Glomeromycota, Glomeromycetes, Diversisporales, Gigasporaceae. The record is from the annotation of a GenBank genome assembly.
AUGGCUAUUGUAGUUAUGCAAUAUGCACAAAUAAAAAUUACAAAUUUUGAUAAAAAAUUUGUUAUUUCUGAUGAUCAAGUAAUUUUAAAUAAGAAUGAUUUUGCAAAAUUAAUUAAUAGAACAAAUCAAUUAGAAUUACAAAUUCAAACAAGUCAAGAUUUAAAUAUCUCAAAUAAUAAUAAUUUAACUUUUGAAAAUAAGCUUGAUUUACUUACAAAAGUUCUUUUUAAAGAGCAAAGAAAAUUAAAUCAUUCAAUAGAAUUAGAUCCUGUCAAAUUUUCAAAAUUAAUUACACAAUCUAAUUUUUAA